Chrysochloris asiatica (Cape golden mole) is the source of this 747-nucleotide messenger RNA. RefSeq names its product tetraspanin 19 (gene TSPAN19). The record is from RefSeq and is a predicted model, not a curated record. Gene Ontology annotation, cellular component: membrane. Bases 1 to 747 code for a protein of 248 amino acids. The transcript is spliced from 8 exons. Lineage: Eukaryota; Metazoa; Chordata; Mammalia; Afrosoricida; Chrysochloridae.
AUGUUAAGGAAAAACAAGAUACUGAUUUUAAAGUACCCUCUAUAUCUCAUUAAUGGAGUUUUCUUGAUUCUUGGAUUAUUGCUCUUGGGAUUUGGUGCAUGGCUUUUAUUUGAUAGAAACAUUUUUUUAACAAUUUGGGAUGAAAGCAGUUACUUGAUAACAAAUAUUUCCCAAAUGCUGAUUGGAACUGGAUCUGCUACUGUUGUAUUUUGUCUUUUGGGCUGUUUGGGAAUUCACAAAGAAAUCAAGUGGCUUCUAAUUCUGUAUGCAGCACUGUUAAUGUGUCCCACUGGUGUUCAAGUUGGACUUUCAGCACUCAUCUUUGUAAAGAAAGAUGAGGUUCAUCAAAUAUGGCACAAAGAAUUUGAUUUAAUCAUCUCUAAGUAUGGAUCCAAAAAUAUGUCUGAAGAUAUACCCAAGUGGACUAUUCUGAAUGUGUUACAGAAAACAUUACAGUGCUGUGGCCAAAACAAUUAUACAGAUUGGAUAAAGAACACAAAUAAAGAAAAUUCAGAGCAGGUACCAUGUUCUUGCACAAAUUCUACAUUAAGAAAAUGGUUUUGUGAUGAGCCACUGAAUGCAACUUACCUAGAGGGUUGCGAGAAUAAAAUCAGCACGUGGUAUGAUGCUAACAUUUUUAUUUUAAUUGGAAUUGACUUUGGACUUUUGGCUUCACAGGUUUUGCAAGUCGUAUUAAUUAUUUCUUUCUUCAGACAUACCAAGAAUAAAAUAUAUGUGGAAAUGUGA